Messenger RNA from Sphenostylis stenocarpa, 603 nucleotides. Lineage: Eukaryota; Viridiplantae; Streptophyta; Magnoliopsida; Fabales; Fabaceae. The record is from the annotation of a GenBank genome assembly.
AUGGACGAGAUUAGAGUGCCUCAAUCUGUAGAUUUACAGGUUGGGGAGCCAAAGUUUGUGUUUGAAGCUAAAACCAUUCAAAAAAUGGAACUACUGGUUUUAAGCAAAUUGAGAUGGAAAAUGUGUGCAUUAACUCCUUUUUCCUUCAUAGACUACUUUCUUUGCAAGAUCACUUGCGAGCAGCACCCAGCAAAAUCAUACAUUGCAAUAUCAGUGCAGCUCAUCCUCAGUAUAAUCAGAGGUAUUGACUUCUUGGAAUUCCGGGCUUCUGAAAUUGCUGCCGCAGUGGCAGUUUCUGUUUUAGGAGAAUCACAAGCAAAAGAUAUCGAUAAGGCCAUUGCUGAUCUCUUUAUAGUAGAGAAGGGUAGAGUUCUAAAGUGUGUUGAAUUGAUAAGAGAUUUGUUCUUGAACAACGUUGCCGCUAGCAGCAAGGUGCCACAGUUGCCCCAAAGUCCUAUUGGGGUGCUGCUGGAUGCUGGGUGCUUAAGUUAUAAGAGUGAUGAAUUAACAGUUGGAUCAUGUCUAAAUUCCUCACAUGAUAGUCCAAAUCCAAUCACUAAGAGUAGCAAACCAGAUGGACCUUCUAAUGGAACCUCCAAGUGA